GAAGGCAAUCGUUACUAUACGUACGGAAGGAGUGAGUGACUAUCACACACACACGCGCGCGCGCGUACUCACACACCGCCACGAUGAAGCAUUACAUCUACAAGUCGAUCAUGGCCGUCUCCAUUGAUGAGAUGAAUAAUGCCGAUGACGUCAUUCUGGGCCACAGAAAGAAGACGGUAGCCCUGGCAUCCGGGAUCUACUCGCUGGUUGUGACCAUCUUCGUGGUGUCGUUCUUCACAUGGAGAUUAACGGUAGAAGAUAAAGAUGUACUAGGAGUCAUUUAUUACGCGAUAGAGGCCGCUGAAAUCGCCAUCGUCGGCAUCAACACCUUCCUGGCCAUCUUCACGAUCUGCAUGAUCUCCGGCAUCCUGCGGGAUUAUCCGGGCUGGAUGGUGACAUGGAUCAUAACUAGCAUCUCGUUAAUGGCGCUGGAGACGGUGGCGAUGGUAUACCUCAUCGUUCUGCGCAAUCACGUGACGAAGGGCUUCGAUCGUCUAGGGAAGUUCGAACUCGGGUUUCAUAUCGUCAAGAUGUUACUGAACAUUGCGGCGAUCUUCGGCGUCGUGGUCUAUUAUAAGGAUAUACGAAGCUGUUCUCACUGCGAAGAGCUGCGAGAACGCAUGCUGUGAUGCCCGGCCAUCAAAAAGACAAACGAAGAAAAGAUCACACGAAAACGAAGAAAAGAACUAUCAUCACAUUUCAUUCUUACGUUGACCAACCAGUCUCGCGCUGGGAUGAUAGUGCACGUAAACCGGUGUAAAAUGUUAACUGCACCUUUCGUUGUAAGUUAAACACAUGUAGUUACCGAAUUGUUUCGUAGGCCUUCUCAUCUUUGAUAACCAUUGAAUUAAAGGCAUACGCAAGCCUUCUCAUGGACUAUGUAUGGCGAUGUCACGGCAGGCAGAUAUAGGCAGCGUGAAGGUUCGUGUGGCUACCUAAACCUAUAUUUGAUUGCUUAAUUGUGGCGUUUUCCAUUACGUUCUGCAAAGACGAGUCAUUCCGGUGAACCGUUCUACUGUUACGGAUAAAAUGGUAAUCGUAAUGGUAAAACUAACCAUCGCCAGUCCGACGAAGAUAUUUAACCGGGUGACAGAUUUUCUAUGAUAUUUAUUGUGUGUAAUAUAAAUAUCACACACAUAUAUAUAUAUAUAAAUAUAUAUGAAAGUAUCAUCUAUACGUGUGACCGCUUUUCGGAGUUCAAUAAUUAUUUUACUGGAGUGGUUAGAGUGCCGUAAUUUGUUGACAUAGGUAACGACUUUCCAGACGGACAGAGAACGUAACAACCGCUGCCGGUACGCCUUUCUUUGAUAUAGACCGUGUAAAUAGACGAUUUGAAUGACUCGCACCUAAAUUAAAUCUAAACGUGAAUUUGUA
Messenger RNA from Priapulus caudatus, 1374 nucleotides. RefSeq lists its product as uncharacterized. Bases 84 to 629 code for a protein of 181 amino acids. Lineage: Eukaryota; Metazoa; Priapulida; Priapulimorpha; Priapulimorphida; Priapulidae. The record is from RefSeq and is a predicted model, not a curated record. The transcript is spliced from 6 exons.